GGGAGCGUGGCGAGUUGACCGCGGCUGCCGGACAGGACACACACUAUAGUCUACAGGGAGGGAUGGAGGGGGGAGGGCAGGUGAAGGAAGCCACUAAGCAAGCACAAACUGCAAUAUAAAAAAAGAGAGAGAGAGAGAGAGAAAAAAUCUCCAAUACAAUAAAUAUUAGUAUUAAUAAAUAAAUAAAACUAAUGGUCUGAGUCUAGCCUGGAUUUGGUUGGGUUUGGAUUUAUUUAGAUAUUGAAAUUGAAUCAAUCAAAAUUAGUAAUGGCGUGAGUGAGUUUGAUUGAAGCAAAAAAAAAUAUUCAAGUUGGAGUGAUAAGAAGAAGAAGAAGAAGAAAUGGUGGGAGGUGGGGGCGGGGGCGGAGGAGCAUCUUCCACAUGGAGGAAUGCGUACCAGGAAAUCGCCAACUCCAAGCCUCUCUUCGUCGCGAUCUACGCCACUGUCUUCCUCGGAAUCGUCUUCUCUUCCUUGUAUGUUUUAUCCGCCGUCUACUCCGCCAAUUCAUCCUCCUCCUCCACUUCCUGGCUCUCCUCUCCUCCCAUUCCUACAAGUAUUGAUAAUACUCGUCAUGUGGAUCAAUCUUCCAAUUUUUCCAAACCAACAACAUUAGCUGCGGGUUCAUCGCCACCGACAUCCAACCCUCAAACCAUGCAGAUAAAACCAAUUUGGGAACCUCCCCCACACGGUACCAAAUUCCCGCCCUUAAAGACCUUUAGACUCACAAAACAACUGGUUCAGCAAAGGGUGAAAGAUAAUGUUAUUAUAGUCACCUUUGGUAACUAUGCUUUCAUGGAUUUUAUCCUUUCCUGGGUUAAACACUUGACUGAUUUGGGCCUUUCCAAUCUUCUUGUUGGUGCUAUGGACACCAAGCUGUUGGAGGCUUUGUACUGGAAAGGUAUUCCAGUUUUUGACAUGGGAAGCCACAUGAGCACCGCAGAUGUUGGGUGGGGCUCGCCAACCUUUCAUAAGAUGGGAAGAGAAAAGGUUAUUUUGAUAGAUGCAAUCCUCCCUUAUGGUGUUGAGCUAUUGAUGUGUGACACAGACAUGGUCUGGUUGAAGGACCCGCUUCCAUAUCUUGCACGUUAUCCUGAAGCAGAUGUUUUGACUUCAAGUGAUCAAGUUGUACCCACAGUCGUUGAUGACAGCUUGGACCUAUGGCAACAAGUUGGUGCUGCCUAUAAUAUAGGAAUUUUCCACUGGCGACCAACAGAGUCUGCAAAAAAAUUGGCGAGAGAAUGGAAAGAUAUGCUUCUAGCUGACGAUAAGAUAUGGGAUCAGAAUGGAUUCAAUGAUAUUGUACGCAAGCAGUUGGGGCCGUCUGUUGAUGGAGACAGUGGACUUGCAUAUGCUUUUGAUGGAAAUCUCAAACUUGGAGUUUUACCAGCAAGUAUAUUUUGCAGUGGACAUACUUAUUUUGUCCAGGCCAUGUAUCAACAACUUAGACUGGAACCUUAUGCAGUGCAUACCACAUUCCAGUAUGCCGGUACUGAAGGGAAGAGGCAUCGAUUGCGGGAAGCCAUGGUUUUUUAUGAUCCACCGGAAUACUAUGAUGCACCAGGAGGUUUCGUUUCAUUCAAGCCGUCUAUUCCAAAGAGUAUGUUGCUGGAUGGGGACCAUAACCUUGAAACACACUUUUCUCUGAUUAAUUACCAAAUAAAACAAAUAAGGACAGCACUGGCAAUUGCUUCGUUGUUAAAACGUGCGCUGGUCAUGCCUCCACUUUGGUGCAGGCUGGAUAGACUAUGGUUUGCCCAUCCUGGAGUUCUGAUUGGAUCUAUGACCAGGCAACCUUUUCUAUGCCCUUUGGAUCACGUAUUUGAGGUGAAUAACAUGUUGAAAGAGCAGCCAGAGGAGGAGUUUGGCCCUGCAAUCAAUUUCAGAGAGUACUCUUUUUUGGAUAAUCCAUUAUUGCCUAGACAUGUGAAAGAGUCGUGGCUUGAUGUUCAGCUUUGUCAAGAAGGAGCUGAAGAUUGUGGUGCGUCAAACAAGACAAGUCGGCCAGGAAUACUCAGAUUUCCAAAACGCAGCAAUGAAGACAUGUUCAAGACCACAUUCUCAUCAUUCAAGGAUGUCAAAGUCAUUCAAUUCUCUUCAAUGCAAGAUGCUUUUGUUGGCUUCACUGACAAGAGAAGAGAGGAGAAAUUUAGGAAUCGCAUGAAACGUUAUGUUGGUAUAUGGUGCUGUGUUGAAAAUCACGAUCCUGGACAUAUAUACUAUGACAUGUACUGGGACGAGAAAUCCAAUUGGAAACCGAUGCCACCACAAUCCGCAGAGGAUGACCACCCACCUUGGUAAGGACUGGCUGCCAUUAUCAGAAGAAUCCCCCCCAGAGCAAAGAGAAGAUGACAAGAGUUAAAAGGGAAUGUAGGAUGCUGGUUUAGGAAAGUGACGUUAGAAUAGAGUGAGUAUCCCAUAGCUGCUCCGGUUCCUUUUCAAUCCACCAAGAGGUGCUGUGUUCUUGUUCGUAGAUUGGGAAUGUAGUUAGACUCUUGAGGGUUUAAUAUUUGAAAUAGAGGAAGCUGAUGUAUCCUUUCCCCUUCAUCUUGUAACAUUAUUUAAAGGUUUUUUUUUGUUAUGUAUCACCUUAAUUUUUCACCAUGCUAAUAAUAAUAAUAAUAAUAAGGAAACCAAAUUGCCAAA
This is a messenger RNA of Populus trichocarpa (black cottonwood), 2644 nucleotides long. RefSeq names its product arabinosyltransferase XEG113. NCBI's taxonomy places the organism in Eukaryota, Viridiplantae, Streptophyta, Magnoliopsida, Malpighiales, Salicaceae. Bases 341 to 2299 code for a protein of 652 amino acids. Gene Ontology annotation, cellular component: Golgi apparatus. The transcript has 13 exons. Gene Ontology annotation, molecular function: arabinosyltransferase activity. Gene Ontology annotation, biological process: cell wall pectin biosynthetic process. The record is from RefSeq and is a predicted model, not a curated record.